AACUUCAAUAGACAUAUUGAAGCGAGUUUACCAGACCGCAUUGGCGCAGCGCGGGGGGUACGAUAACGAGGUGAAGGAGACUAGAGACCUGCUCGAUGCUCUCAUAAAGAUCAAACAGGAUUGCGCCAAAGAUAAUGAAGAUAUGCCAGAAGAGAAAUUGAUAGCACAUGCCGCAGUGUUUGUGCAGGGGGGAUUUGAUACCACGGCCAGCAUUCUUAGUUGGUGCGUCUACGAACUUGCAUUCCAUCCCGAAAUACAGGAAAAUAUGUACAACGAACUUCUCGAGUUACAAAAAUAUGAGGAAAAGUUGAAAGAUAUUGAUGCGGGAAGCUUGUCUAACUUGACUUACAUGAACGCUGUUAUAGACGAAACUUUGAGAAAAUACGUGCCCAUGGGUUGGAUAGACCGCGUGGCGGCGCAGGACUACCAGAUAGACGCGCGGCUGCGGCUGGCGGCCGGCACGCCCGUGUACGUGAACGCGGUCGGCAUCCAGAGCGACCCCGACAUCUUCCCGGAGCCCGACAAGUUCCGGCCGGAGCGCUUCCUCGACACUGACGUCAACAGAGGGGCUAUGCCGGUCUGGACCUUCGGCGAAGGGCCUAGGAGUUGUAUUG
Papilio polytes (common Mormon) is the source of this 614-nucleotide messenger RNA. Its product is annotated as cytochrome P450 6l1-like. Lineage: Eukaryota; Metazoa; Arthropoda; Insecta; Lepidoptera; Papilionidae. Gene Ontology annotation, molecular function: heme binding; monooxygenase activity; iron ion binding. The transcript is spliced from 4 exons. The annotation marks the transcript as partial. The record is from RefSeq and is a predicted model, not a curated record.